UAUUUGCUAGAAAAUCUUUGGAGGUUAGAUUUGCCAGAUAAAACACAGGAUACCCAAUUAAAUUUGAACUUCAGCAAUCUCAUGUGAUUAGUACAUACACUAAAAAAAAAAAAAAAAUCAUUCAUUGUUUAUUUGAAAUUCAAGUUUAACUGGGUGUCCUGUGUUUCUAUUUGCUAAAUCUAGCAGUCCUACUGAGGUUACUAGUAUGUGCCACAGAUUAAUGAAUCCCAAGCUUACAAAAAACAUAGCCUUAGAAAGACAGUGCAGGAUCAUGAAAGGGAACAGGUCUAAUUUGCAUCCUAAAAUGUAGCUCAGCCUAAACUGGCCAUGUGUGGAAAAGUAAAACCUGCUGAUACAGGUUUUACAUACACGUGAUACACGCGGUGGCCAGGCCAGGGAUUACCAAUCACAUUACCUUCUCAAGGCUGAUAAGGAUUUAAUGAUCAUAGCUACAGUCUCUACUUAUCAUUCCAGUCUCCAUCCCAAGAGAGACUACAAUAAGAGAGGUAAAGGAAAUUACAACAAAGUCUAAGAAGUAGGUGUACCUAUCAAACUACAUCAGUCCAACUAGGAACGGUUGGACAUUUCUGUAUUUUACCAUGCUGGAUAAAGUGGAGAGCACCUUGAUGCUCAUAGCAGCUGGAGAAUUUGCAAUGGGGAUUUUAGGGAAUGCAUUCAUUGGAUUGGUAAACUGCAUGAACUGGAUCAAGAAUAGGAAGAUUGCCUCCAUUGAUUUAAUCCUCACAAGUCUGGCCAUAUCCAGAAUUUGUCUACUAUGUAUCAUACUAUUAGACUAUUUUAUACUGGGGCUGUAUCCAGAUGUCUAUACUACCGGUAAAAAAAUGAGAAUCAUUGACCUCUUCUGGACGCUCACCAACCAUCUAAAUGUCUGGUUUGCCACCUGCCUCAGCAUUUUCUAUUUCCUCAAGAUCGCGAAUUUCUUCCAUCCCCUUUUCCUCUGGAUGAAGUGGAAAAUUGACAGUGCGAUUCCUAGGAUCCUGCUGGGAUGCUUGGCCUUCUCUGUGUUUAUUAGCCUUGUUGUCUCUGAGAAUCUGAACGAUGAUUUCAGGUCUUGUGUUAAGGUAAAGAAGAAAACAAACAUAACUGUGAAAUGCAGAGUAAAUAAAGCCCAAUAUGCUUCCAUCAAGAUUUGCCUCAACCUGUUGACGCUAUUCCCCUUUUCCGUGUCCGUGAUCUCAUUUCUCCUCUUGCUCCUCUCCCUGUGGAGACAUACGAGGCAGAUGAAGGUCAGUGCCACGGGAUGCAGGGACCCCAGCAUAGAAGCCCAUGUGGGAGCCAUGAAAGCUGUCAUCUCCUUCCUCCUCCUUUUCAUUGCUUACUAUUUGGCUUUUCUCGUAGCCACCUCCAGCUACUUUAUGCCAGAGACUGAAUUAGCUGUGAUGAUUGGUGAGUUGAUAGCUCUCAUCUAUCCAAGCCAUUCAUUGAUUCUAAUUCUGGGGAACAAUAAAUUACGGCAGGCGUCUCUAAGGGUGCUGUGGAAAGUAAAGUGUAUCCUAAAAAGAAGAAAUCACUAAUCACCACAAAUGGAUCUGAAGGCUAUCGUUUACUAGGAAGGAAGACAUGAUGUUUCUUAGCGGUCUUCAGUUCUUGCAUUAAUGUUGGUUUC
This is a messenger RNA of Leopardus geoffroyi (Geoffroy's cat), 1627 nucleotides long. It is a transcript of the gene TAS2R7, whose product is annotated as taste 2 receptor member 7. Gene Ontology annotation, cellular component: membrane. The coding region runs from base 600 to 1535 and encodes 311 amino acids. The transcript has a single exon. NCBI's taxonomy places the organism in Eukaryota, Metazoa, Chordata, Mammalia, Carnivora, Felidae. The record is from RefSeq and is a predicted model, not a curated record. Gene Ontology annotation, biological process: sensory perception of taste; detection of chemical stimulus involved in sensory perception of bitter taste; G protein-coupled receptor signaling pathway. Gene Ontology annotation, molecular function: G protein-coupled receptor activity; bitter taste receptor activity.